This is a messenger RNA of Asparagus officinalis (garden asparagus), 1606 nucleotides long. Its product is annotated as anthocyanidin 3-O-glucosyltransferase 4-like. The record is from RefSeq and is a predicted model, not a curated record. Gene Ontology annotation, molecular function: UDP-glycosyltransferase activity. NCBI's taxonomy places the organism in Eukaryota, Viridiplantae, Streptophyta, Magnoliopsida, Asparagales, Asparagaceae. The transcript is spliced from 2 exons. Bases 3 to 1463 code for a protein of 486 amino acids.
CAAUGGCCAAACAAAAACCUCUCCAGAUCCUAUUCUUCCCCUUACCCUCUCCAGGCCACAUCAUCCCCAUGAUUGACUUAGCGAAGCUCUUUGCAUCACGGGGAGCCCAAUCCACCAUCAUCCUAACUCCAUUAAAUGCUUCCCGUUUCAAUUCAACAAUCGCCCGUUCACAGUCUCUCAACCACCGCAUCAAACUCCACGUCAUCCCAUUCCCUUCUUCUCUCCUACCGCCAAACUGUGAGUCCACCGACACUUUACCCGACCGUUCUUUGUCCGAAUCAUUUUCACAGGCUCUAAGCCUAAUGCAACCCGAAUUUGAUCAGGUGGUGAGAUCUGAACCUCCUGAUGCUAUUGUAUCUGAUCUGUUGCUGUCAUGGAUUGCACCAGUUGCCAAUGAGCUCAAUAUACCUCGUUAUGCUUUCCCUGGCACUGGCUGUUUUCCUCUCUCUGUUGAGCUCAGCAUUUUGAUGAAUCGGGCUCAGAUUGGUUCGGUUGACGAGUUUAUUGUACCUGGUUUGCCGAAUAAGGUGUAUCUGACACGGUUCAAGCUCGCUGAAACCACCCUGCCAGGGGAGAAGAGCAAAGAAUUUUUUGACCGGGCAAGGAAAGUGAAUCUCAGCACAGUGGAUUUGGUAGUCAAUAGCUUUUCGGAUCUGGAACCCGCUUAUGCUGAGUACUACCAGAGGGUAAUGGGUAAGCGGGCUUGGAUGGUUGGCCCGGUUUCACUAUGUAAUCAAGAACCAUCUGACAUGGUUGAAAGAGGCAGGGGAGUGAUCCCACCUGAAGCGGGUCAGAUCUUCCAGUUUCUCGAUAACAAACCUACUGGUUCGGUCCUCUAUGUGUGUUUUGGCAGCUUGUGCCAGUUCCCACUGGCACAAUUGAAAGAAAUUGGGUUCGGUUUGGGGACAUCAAAUGUACCAUUCAUUUGGGUAAUCCGAGAAGGACAGGGCGGGUCACAUGAAGAGUGGAUGGAGGAUUUUGAAAAGAGUGUGGACGGAAGGGGGAUGGUAGUUAAAGGGUGGGCCCCACAGGUGGGGAUUUUAUCCCACAUGGCGGUUGGCGGGUUCAUGACACAUUGUGGGUGGGGAUCAGUGACAGAGACUGUCUCAGCAGGUGUGCCAAUGCUGACUUGGCCUUUGUUCGCGGAACAAUUUUAUAAUGAGAUAUUGGUUACGGAAGUGGCGCAAGUAGGUUUAAAAAUAGGCGCUGAAGUGGGUUUCGUUUGGAACCAAGUCGAGAAGGGUGGGGUGGUAGUAAGUGGGGAGAAAAUCAAAGAGAAGGUGAUUUGGUUCAUGGGAAAUGAGAAGCAAGUGGAGGAAGUGAGAAAGAGGGCAAAAAUGUUAGGGGAAAGAGCCAGACAAGCGGUGGGGAUUGAGGGAUCAUCGUAUAAAAACAUACAACUGCUAAUGGAGGAUAUGAAGCAACGGAGUUGGCGUGUAAGUAUCAAAAAGGAGCUAGCGUAAAUGCUAUAUUCUCACCUUAAUCAUGGAAACUUUUUAAGUUUUAUGUUUGAGUCCAUCUUUUAAGGGAACUAUGUACUUAGAUAUUUGAAAACAUUUGGUGUUUUUGUCUUUAGAUCCAAUGGUUACCCUAAUUUAUGUUUAAA